GUUUGACCCUCGGCGGCAGCUGUAGCGCUCGGGGCUGCUGGAGACCAGCAGUGUUCUCCACGUGUUGGAUCCGGAUACAGAGCACCAGCUGGAGGGUCGGGUGCUCGCAUCGUCCGCAGUAAGGGUUCCUAACGAAGCUCUAGUGCAUUUUGCCUGUUACAAGAGCCCAUCUAACCUCUUCAUGGCUGACCUGAUAACUGAGGAGCCAAAACAGCAAGCAAGCGGUGGGGGAGAAACCAGGAAAUCCUCUCGUUUCCAAGAGGAAUCUGAGGCUUUGGAGGAAAAUGGACAUGACGCCAAGAGGCUUAAAGUGGACCAUGAAGAGCAGAACAAGAAGCAUCCAAAGAGGAAAGUGGUGCUGCUCAUGGCUUAUUCUGGAAAAGGGUACCAUGGAAUGCAGAGGAACGUGGGUUCAUCCCAGUAUAAAACGAUUGAAGAUGAACUUGUGCAGGCCCUUGUCCUGUCAGGCUGUAUUCCUGAGAAUCACGCCGACGACAUGAAAAAGAUGUCCUUUCAGCGAUGUGCACGCACAGAUAAGGGAGUGUCUGCUGCGGGGCAAGUUGUGUCUUUGAAGGUGUGGCUAAUCGACAGCAUAGUGGAGAAAAUUAACAGUCACCUGCCUUUCCACAUCCGAAUAAUAGGAUUGAAACGAGUUACGGGACGGUUUAAUUCCAAGAACUCUUGCGACGCUCGUACCUAUUCCUACACCCUACCCACUUUUGCUUUUGCCCAUAAAGACCAUAGUCUGCAGGAGGAAGGCUUCCGACUUGGCCAAGAAACCUUAGAUAAAGUCAAUGAACUGCUUGCUCUUUACAAAGGCACACACAAUUUCCAUAAUUUCACAUCGCAGAAAGGACCCAGGGACCCCAGUGCAAAGCGAUAUAUCAUGGAGAUGCAUUGUGAGCCACCUUUCCUGCAGGGAGGCUUAGAACUGGCUGUGAUUAAAGUGAAAGGUCAGAGUUUCAUGAUGCACCAGAUACGAAAAAUGAUUGGACUGGUUAUUGCUGUGGUGAAAGGAUAUGCUCCACCAUCUAUAAUGCAACGGAGCUGGGGAGAGGGAAAAGUUGACAUACCCAAAGCUCCAGGUCUGGGGCUUGUACUGGAGAGGGUCCACUUUGAGAAGUACAAUCAGCGUUUUGGUAAUGAUGGUCUUCAUGAGUCUUUGGACUGGGCAGAAGAGGUGGAACAGAUUGAGGCCUUUAAAAAAGCACACAUCUAUCCCACAAUUAUUCAGACAGAAAUUGAAGAAAAGUCCAUGGCAAGUUGGCUGGCCACUUUAUCCAUUCAUGACUAUAAUGCAACUUCUCAAGAGCAGACGGUCAAUCAUAAGGUGGAAGGAACAGCUCAGAGUGAUGAUGAUGGAGACUCAGACUGAAUGUUGGUUCAAUAAUCUCCUGUGCAGCAUUCUACAAUGUGAAGACCUUGUGCAGGAAGUGCAUUGAAAAUCUAAGACUGUGCACAAUAAUAACUGAAAUGCUGCUGUGUUUUUGGGUUCUAUUUCCCCCUUCAUCACGAGGUCUAUGCCUGUGGAUAAGCAGAAGGAAUGUUUAAUUUAGACAAGAGAUGAAUUCUAAUGUAACAGAAAAGUAAAAAGCUCCAGAGGAUUUAACGGGGUACUAUGGAUCAGAACGCUCAGCCAUGUAAUACCUUUCCAGAGGUAAAGGAUUUUUCUGUUCUGUGACUUGGAGAUAAGAGGUCUCAUGAUAACACAUCUAGACAUUUUCUAUUACAGACUUUAAAGGGUUUCUACCACUUAGGUGUCAC
Molecule: messenger RNA, 1764 nt
Organism: Bufo gargarizans (Asiatic toad)
Lineage: Eukaryota; Metazoa; Chordata; Amphibia; Anura; Bufonidae
Gene: PUS1
Product: pseudouridine synthase 1
Exons: 6
Coding region: 182-1375 (397 amino acids)
Biological process (GO): tRNA pseudouridine synthesis; mRNA pseudouridine synthesis
Cellular component (GO): nucleus
Molecular function (GO): RNA binding; pseudouridine synthase activity
Source: RefSeq, a predicted model, not a curated record